Molecule: messenger RNA, 1934 nt
Organism: Liolophura sinensis
Lineage: Eukaryota; Metazoa; Mollusca; Polyplacophora; Chitonida; Chitonidae
Product: calexcitin-2-like
Exons: 6
Coding region: 512-1150 (212 amino acids)
Molecular function (GO): calcium ion binding
Source: RefSeq, a predicted model, not a curated record
GGCACAUCCCAGUGAGAAUCAGGCACAUCCCAGUGAGAAUCGGGCACACCCCAGUGAGAAUCGGGCACACCUCAGAACGACGAAGUUUUGAUACCAGCUGGGUCAUUUCCGCGCAGCUGACUUCCGUGCAUGAGUUUUACGUGAAACUGAAUCUUCGCGAACCAGACUUCCGUGGACUGGAUUUCCGUGGACUGGAUUUCCUUGAACUCAACUUCCGUAUGGUGCCGUAGUAUUGUAAGAAACAGCGUCACGAAUUAUUUUUCUGCAGGUGUCCAUACAAAAAGUCAGGGACGUUAAUUGAUGAAAAAACAGCCAGAAACACUAAACUGUUGGAGCGACCCAUGUUUCUUUAUUAAAAGUGUGCGGAACAAAAAUUAUCCUGAGGAGAAACAAUCUCAACAUUCCUUCGCUGAAAAUCCAGGACUUUUGUCUGAACGUCGAAGCCCUACUGGACGCAGGUGUUAUUUGAGCUAAUUGUUGUUUGGGACUGUCAGUCAGCGGUGCCAUCACUAUGUCCUCGGGAAGUCUACACCCGUACCUUGCCCUCAAGUAUGAACACAUGUUCUACCUGAUUUACGACACAAUGAAGGACGGGAACCUCUCCCGGCAGGAUUUCUCCAAACUUCUCACGCGAUUGGCUGAAGUCAAAGGGCUGGAACCAAAGACAAAAGAGUAUCGAGAGCUUCAGGAGCGCGUGAACGGUGUGUGGGCGGGGCUUAUGAAAGGGUCAAGAUUUUACAGGCAUAAUCCCUCUCAGUUACACUUAAACAUCACCGAAUGGCUGGAAUACUGGAAAGACUUCGCGCGUGCGGCCAAACAGUGCGAGGGUUGGCCGGAUACUUCCAUUGACGGUCACGUGGAGUACCUUUGGCAACGAGACUUCGUAGAUCUCGUGUUUGACAUCAUGGAUAAAGAUGGUGACAACGUUGUGUCACGUGAUGAUUACGUCAGGCUGAUGGCUGGACUGGGUCUGGAAAAGGAAGCAAGUAGCGAGGCGUAUGACGUCAUCACACGUGCUAAGAACAAUAGUCAGCGUUUAAAGCGAGAAGAAUUUUCCGACCUCUGGCUGGCGUAUUUGACCAAUGAAAAUCCUAAAUCACAUCCGGGCAACUGCAUCAUGGGCAUCCUCGAACUGGAUCCAAGGUCGUGAUUGACUGACCUUUGACACCUUAAAUUUUAUUGAUUCUUGGCUCAGGGACGUUAAAGCCAGUCAGCUUUCUGCUCUUCUCCCAGACAAGCAAAUCUGGUUUAAUUCUGUCACAGUGCCAAAAAAGAUUAACCCUGUCAAGAUAUUAGGUUUGAAUCAUCUGUUGUGUAGACUAUGUACAAUAUAUCGGGUUAUGGAUUAUGAAUAUUACGGCUUUUGUCUGACUGAAGACUGAAUCAUAGAUCGCACCUUCGAAUCAUGCAAAGCUUGCUACCUGGAUUGCCUGGGGCUUUAUGUCAGUUAAGUCUGUUUAGUGUAUAAUGAGUAAGAGAUGUGCGGUGGUUUCCUUUAGAUGUAGAGGUGGGUUUCCUUCACCAAUAAUAAACCACACCUGCAGGAGUGAAGAAACUACCAGUUGAACUUGCAUUCUUUGAUCAAAACAAAAUGUCAAUAAUCAGGUGCGUAAUUACGUCAACGGCCUUGACGUCUGUAAUCUCUGCCAGUUGUAUUAUAUGUGACUUGACAUGAACGACGCACUGUCAGGCGUUGACAGAAGUGUACACCCAAAGCACAAAUGUACUAAAAUAACUAGGCCUAUAUUUGUAAUAUGGCAAGAUUCAUUGUGUGUCGCAAUUUGAAAGAGAAAUUUUGUUGGUUUUGGCAAUAUUGCCAGAAUUCUUGCUUUAUGCCUGUUAUUUUGUCAACCUAAGAAUAGUACGCUCAGUUAUUUUCUCACUCAUGUAACGUUGAUAUCACUUCUGUAAUAUUUAUUAAACCCUUUUAUUAA